Messenger RNA from Phaethon lepturus (White-tailed tropicbird), 635 nucleotides. It is a transcript of the gene OLAH, whose product is annotated as oleoyl-ACP hydrolase. The annotation marks the transcript as partial. Gene Ontology annotation, biological process: lipid biosynthetic process. NCBI's taxonomy places the organism in Eukaryota, Metazoa, Chordata, Aves, Phaethontiformes, Phaethontidae. The transcript is spliced from 5 exons. The record is from RefSeq and is a predicted model, not a curated record.
UGUCCUCUGUAAGGCUUCCUGGAAGAGAAUGUCGUCUUAAGGAGCCUUUUGCGAAAGACAUGACAGCCAUUGUUAAUGAAAUUACAAGUGUUUUGUUAAAAGAAGUGCAAGACAAACCAUUUGCAUUUUUUGGUCACAGUUUUGGAUCUUAUGUUAGUUUUGCAGUUGCACUAAACUUGAAAGAAAAGUAUGGACUAGAGCCGAUCCAUCUUUUCGUAUCAGGGGCACAUGCCCCAAACUCUGAAGCACUUCUUCCCAUCCAAAGCAUACGUAUACAUGAAAAAAGAGAUGAAGAGUUUCUUAAAUAUAUAGAAGUUUUAGGAGGAACUCCUCCUGAGUUUCUGCAAAAUGAAGACAUUAAGAAGCAGCUGUUACUUGUUUUCAAAGAAGACUUUAGAGUUUUUCAGACAUUUUCUUUUGAGAAGGCAGAAAACUAUAUCCCCUUCACUUGUGAUAUUACCUGCUUUAAUGGGUCUGAAGAUGAUUCACAUGAUUUAGAAGGCUGGCACAAUAUUACAAGUGGAGAUACUUCCUUUUACAAUCUUCCUGGAGGUCACUUUUAUCUGCUGGAACGCUCUAAUGAAAUUUUCUUGACAAAACACAUAACAAAAUGUAUAGAAAACACUGGUAUAUGA